AUGGCGCUCUUCAAACGCCUCUUCCCAUCUCCACCUUCACGCACCUGUCGCUGCCGGCUACCGGUCCAGAUCUCCGUUCGUCUGGCCCGGCCAGUUUCUCUCGUCUUUCUCCUUCUCUUCUGUCCUGCGACUCUCUUCUCCCGCACUGGCGACGGCACUGGCCCGAGUCUCUUCUCUCCUGUGCAGGGUGUGCAAAUUCCUUCCCGAGGCUUCGAGGCCGGGCUGCCGACACCCUUUGCCUCUUCUUCGUCUUCUUCUCCUUUCACAGACAGGUCUUCUCUGUUUGAGCUGCCCCCGCAUCCGCUGAUUCUUUUGUGCGGCCCGCCGUGCAGCGGCAAAGGCAGUCUCGCGAGUCUGCUUUGCCGCCGCCUUUCGCUCUCGCAUGUGAGCACCGGCGAUCUUCUCCGUCAGUUUCUUCGAGGGGCCGGGGCCCCGGAGGGUGCAGAGAAAAGGGAGGACGAACUGGGCUCGAAAAAACCCGGAGAGGACCCAGGCAGAGACGCCGAUCACGCACAUACACAUGGCAACGCAGCCGACGCCACGCAGGCGCUCCAAAGCGGCAAACUCGUGUCGGACACUUUGAUUCUUCAACUGCUGCACAGGGAGAUGGAGCGACUCAGCGCCGAACAAGGGGCGCAGAGAGGGGAGACAACGACAGGAGAGAACAUCCAAGAGAGCGAACAGCGCAAGCUGCGCGGAGUCGUUCUCGAAGGCUUCCCGAGGACGGCGGAGCAAGUCGACAUGCUGUAUGCGAUCAACUGCAAACCAGAUGCGAUUGUUUGCCUCGACGUGGACGACGCCGUGCUAUUCGAGCGCUUGGGAGGGCGCCUGAUCGACCCUGAAACCGCUCAGGUGUACGGGGCUGCGAACCCGCCGCCUGAGGCGAUUCGCCACCGUUUGGUGCGCCGCGCCGACGACACGCAAGCCGUCUUGGCGAUGCGGAUUGAAGUGUAUCGCCAGAGCUGGCGAGAGAUCUCGCGCAGACUCCGUCGGCACGCCCAGUGGGGAGUGCUGGAGCCGAGCGAGCGCGCCCCGUUCCGCGGUGGACAGGCAGGCGGACACCUGCUCACCCGCGCACUGGACGCGGAGGAGCGGCGAAACGCCGGUCGCGAGGCGGGGCCGCCUGCCUGCCAGGAGCUUUCGACGCAGGAGGAAGAGGCGAACGAGGCGCUUCCCGAAGCCUUUGCAGCGGUCGAUGCAGGCAGAGACAUCGAGGAAGUGUACGCGGAUGUCGUGGAAUUUCUGCGGAAGAAGUUCGGCGCGAAAGUCGUCGAAAAGGCAGAGUGA
Neospora caninum is the source of this 1287-nucleotide messenger RNA. Its product is annotated as putative adenylate kinase. Bases 1 to 1287 code for a protein of 428 amino acids. Lineage: Eukaryota; Apicomplexa; Conoidasida; Eucoccidiorida; Sarcocystidae. The transcript has 3 exons. The record is from RefSeq and is a predicted model, not a curated record. Gene Ontology annotation, cellular component: cytoplasm. Gene Ontology annotation, biological process: nucleobase-containing compound metabolic process. Gene Ontology annotation, molecular function: ATP binding; AMP kinase activity.